AAGAAACAAACAAGUAACAAUGUAACUUACAUGCAGUCACACACCCCUUUUUCUUGUAACAAUGUGUACGUUUUUAAGGAGGGAGGGGGCGCGCAGAGGGAGAAAGAGAGACGGAGAGAGACUGAGAAAGGAGGAGGGGGGUGCGUUCUGAAAUAAUAUAGUCAGCCAUUUUUUAUGUAAGGGGAUUUUUUCUUAUUGGGGGGGUUGUUAAAAAAUAAAUAUAAGAGGGCGGCCAUCUUUGUUGCUCUGCCUAGUGUAAAAUAUUCCAAAACGCCCCCCACUUUUUUCUGUGCCGAUUUGAAUAUUAAAUAAAUAUCAUAUAUUCGGGCAAGAAUACGCUUUUUUGAAUACAAGGACGGAUCCAAUGACAGGAGUAUAAUGUCCUCUCCUCUCCGGUCCUGUGAGGAAGACGAGGGCAUGGUGGUUAAUUCCGAGGGAGGAGAUUUUGAUGAAGAAGACGACGACGGAGACCUAGACGAGAACGCAAGCGACAUAAACUCGCCGGCGGCGCCUCGGGAAACUGCAACACCAGCCGCGCCAGACGAAGAGGCGGAAAUAUCUGACAGGGAAGUCCCGUGCAGGAAGAAAGGACGGCCGAAGAAAAAGAAGGACACAAAGAAGAAAGACAAAGAGGGGAAACCCGUCAAAGCAAAGAAGCGCAAGAAGAUUGACAGUGAUGUAGAGAGAGACUCAGACAGAGAAAGAGACUACGGUGACAACUCAGACAGUGUAGCCAGCGACUAUGGAUCUGGUGAGAAAAAGAAAAAGAGGAAACAUAAAGAAAGGAAGGAGAAGAAAACCAAGAAGAAGAAAAAAGACGAUGGGGACCGAGACAGCAGUCAGGAGGAAACAACAAAGCAACCGAUAGAGCAGAAGACCUCAGCCCAGCUGGCAAAGGAGUGGGGUCUGGAGGAUGUUGAUCAUACCUUCACUGAGGAAGACUACAGGGAACUCACCAACUACAAAGCCUUCAGCCAGUUCAUGAGGCCCAUGAUAGCCAAGAAGAACCCUAAGAUCCCCAUGUCAAAGAUGAUGACCAUCCUGGGGGCUAAAUGGAGGGAGUUCAGCUCCAACAACCCCUUUAAGGGCAACGCAGCCGCUGUUGCUGCGGCUGCUGCAGCCGCCGCCAUUGCUGUCGCCGAGCAGGUCUCUGCAGCAACCGCCUCGCCUGAGCCGCCACCUCAACCGCCGCCGAUCCGAAAGGCCAAGACUAAAGAGGGCAAAGGCCCAGGCUACAAGAAACGCAGUAAAAGUCCUCGAGUCCCAGACAAGAAAAAGGCUUCGGCUGUAGCCAAGGCUAAAAAGAUGGCACCCAUUCGUAUUAAACUAUCGCCCAUAGGCGCCAAGAGGAAGAAGAGCUGCUCAAGCGAGGACAUGGACGAGGAUGAGUCUGAGCAGGAGGACUCCAGCGUGCACAGCUCCUCAGUUCGAUCUGACAGCUCUGGCCGUGUGAAGAAGAGCAAACGAGGACGGCCGGCCAAGAAGAAGAAGAAAAUUCCAGGUGGUGAAGAGGAAGGUGAUGGCUAUGAGACCGACCAUCAGGACUACUGCGAAGUGUGUCAGCAGGGUGGCGAGAUCAUACUGUGCGACACUUGUCCCCGAGCUUACCACCUCGUCUGCCUUGAGCCUGAGCUGGACAAGGCCCCCGAGGGCAAAUGGAGCUGCCCGCACUGCGAAAAAGAGGGAAUCCAGUGGGAAGCAAAAGACGAGGACUUUGAGGAUUUCGAGGAGGACAGUGAGGACAGAGUGAUUUCAGAGGUCGGGGUGGGGGUGCCCACCGGCGCGGAGGAGGAAGACGACGACCACAUGGAGUUCUGCCGGGUGUGUAAAGAUGGAGGUGAACUGUUGUGCUGUGACACCUGCACAUCCUCCUACCACAUCCACUGUCUAAACCCUCCGCUACCAGAGAUCCCCAAUGGAGAGUGGUUGUGUCCGCGAUGCACGUGUCCGCCAAUCAAAGGACGUGUCCAGAAGAUCCUCCACUGGCGGUGGGGUGAGCCUCCGCCUCCCAUUCCCGUGCCCCCGGCUCCUGACGCCCCACCCGACGCCCCCCUGCCACCUCCCAUGAAGGGCAGAGCCGAGAGGGAGUUCUUUGUCAAGUUGGCCGGGCAGUCAUACUGGCACUGCACAUGGAUCACUGAGCUGCAGCUGGAGAUCUUCCACUCGGUGAUGUACAGAAACUACCAGAGGAAGACAGACAUGGACGAACCUCCAAGCCUGGAUUACGGGUCGGGCGGAGAGGAUGAGAACGGAGUGGGAAAGAGCGAGAAGAGGAGGGCCAAAGACCCCCAGUACGCCAUCCUGGAGGACAAGUACUACAGAUAUGGCAUCAAGCCUGAGUGGAUGAUGAUCCACCGCAUCAUCAACCACAGUGUGGACAAGAAGGGGAUGUACCACUACCUGGUCAAGUGGAGAGACCUGACCUAUGACCAGUGCACCUGGGAGAGAGACGACAUGGAGAUCCCUGACUUUGUCAUUUACAAGGCAAACUACUGGAGACACAGAGACGCUAUAAUGAAGGACGACCCAGACAAACCCAGGAAGAUGAGGAGCAAGAGCCAGGAGGGUGAUGACGACUCUCCUGCCUCUCCGGUCACUGAUCCUACGAUAAAAUACGAGGAGCAGCCAGACUUCGUCACAUCGACAGGCGGUACGCUGCACCUGUACCAGCUGGAGGGUCUGAACUGGCUCCGGUUUUCUUGGGCACAGGGCACUGACACCAUCCUGGCAGAUGAGAUGGGGCUGGGCAAGACCAUCCAGACCAUCGUCUUUCUUUAUUCCCUCUUUAAAGAGGGCCACACUAAAGGUCCGUUCCUGGUCAGCGCCCCGCUCUCAACCAUCAUCAACUGGGAGAGGGAGUUUGAGAUGUGGGCGCCCGACUUCUACGUGGUGACAUACACAGGAGACAAGGACAGCAGAGCCAUCAUCAGAGAGAACGAGUUCUCCUUCGACGACACGGCUGUCAAACAAGGAAAAAAGACCUUCAAGCUGAGGAGGGAAGCUCCUAUUAAAUUCCACGUGCUGCUGACCUCCUACGAGUUGGUGACCAUCGACCAGACGGCGCUGAAGUCUAUCGACUGGGCCUGUCUGGUGGUGGACGAGGCUCACCGCCUUAAGAAUAACCAGUCCAAGUUUUUCAGGCGUCUGAACGAUUAUAAGAUCGACCACAAGCUGCUGCUGACAGGAACUCCACUACAGAACAACCUGGAGGAGCUGUUUCACCUGCUCAACUUCCUCACCCCCAACCGCUUCAAUAAUCUUGAGGGCUUCCUGGAAGAGUUCGCCGACAUCUCCAAGGAGGACCAGAUCAAGAAGCUCCACGACCUGCUGGGGCCUCACAUGCUGCGGAGGCUGAAGGCCGAUGUCUUCAAGAACAUGCCCGCCAAGACGGAGCUGAUUGUCAGAGUGGAGCUGAGCCCGAUGCAGAAGAAAUACUACAAGCUUAUUCUGACCAAGAACUUCGAGGCUCUGAACUCGAAAGGCGGAGGAAACCAGGUCUCCCUGCUCAACAUUAUGAUGGACCUAAAGAAGUGCUGCAACCAUCCCUACCUCUUCCCGGUCGCCUCCAUGGAAGCCCAAAAAACACCGAGCGGUGCUUACGAGGGGUCGGCCCUAACCAAGGCUUCUGGGAAACUGAUGCUGUUGCAGAAGAUGCUGAGGAAACUGAAAGAGCAGGGGCACCGAGUACUGGUCUUCUCACAGAUGACUAAAAUGUUGGACUUACUAGAAGAUUUCCUGGACUAUGAAGGUUAUAAGUAUGAAAGGAUCGAUGGCGGCAUCACGGGAGCGCUAAGACAGGAGGCCAUCGACCGCUUCAACGCUCCUGGCGCUUGUCAGUUUUGUUUCCUGCUCUCCACCAGGGCCGGAGGUUUAGGCAUCAACUUGGCCACAGCAGACACCGUCGUCAUCUUCGACUCUGACUGGAACCCUCACAACGACAUACAGGCAUUCAGUCGAGCUCACCGCAUCGGGCAGGCCAACAAGGUAAUGAUCUACCGCUUUGUGACGCGAGCCAGCGUGGAGGAGCGCAUCACUCAGGUGGCCAAAAGGAAGAUGAUGCUGACCCACUUGGUGGUCCGGCCGGGCCUGGGUUCCAAGGCUGGCUCCAUGACCAAGCAGGAACUGGACGACAUCCUCAAGUUUGGAACAGAAGAGCUCUUCAAGGAUGAAAUAGAAGGUAUGAAGAAUUCUUCAGGGGAUAAAGUUGAGGAUGAGGGCAACGUGAUCCACUAUGACAGCACCGCCAUCGAGAGGCUGCUCGACCGAAGCCAAGACGCAACGGACGACACCGACGUCCAGAACAUGAACGAGUACCUCAGCUCCUUUAAAGUGGCCCAGUACAUGGUCCGAGAGGAGGAUAAGAUCGAGGAGAUCGAGCGGGAGAUCAUCAAACAGGAGGAGAACGUGGAUCCAGAUUAUUGGGAGAAACUGUUGCGGCAUCACUACGAGCAGCAACAAGAGGACCUGGCGAGCAAACUGGGCAAAGGCAAGAGGAACCGCAAGCCCGUCAACUACAACGACGCCGCACAGGAAGACCAAGAGUGGCAUGCUGACAUUUCAGAUAACCAGUCCGAGUACUCAGUGGGCUCCGAGGAGGAGGACGAAGACUUUGACGAUCGGCCAGAGGGUCGAAGGCAGUCACGUCGCCAGUUGAGGAAUGAGAAGGACAAACCUCUGCCUCCCCUUCUGGCCAGAGUCGGAGGCAACCUUGAGGUGCUGGGCUUUAACACACGCCAGCGAAAGGCUUUCCUGAACGCAGUGAUGCGCUGGGGGAUGCCAUCUCAGGACGCUUUCUCCUCUCAGUGGCUGGUCAGAGACCUCAGGGGCAAGACUGAGAAAGAAUUCAAAGCUUACGUGUCUCUUUUUAUGCGUCACUUAUGCGAGCCGGUGGCCGACGGGGCCGAGACGUUCGCCGACGGCGUACCGAGGGAGGGCUUGUGUCGGCAGCCGGUCCUCACUCGAAUCGGCGUCAUGUCACUCGUCAAGAAGAAGAUCCAGGAAUUUGAGCACAUCAACGGGCGGUGGAGUCUUCCAGAGCUCAAGCCUGAGGUCAGCAUAGACAAAACCUCUUCCAGGGCCUCCUCUCCAGCCGUGAAGACCGCCACACCCACCCCCGACGCCAGCUAUAACACCACGCCAUGCACCUCCAAGCCAGCGACCCCUGCUCCAGCAGACAAGCUAGAAAAGAACGGGAAAGAGGGAGAGAAAGAGGACAAAGAGGAAGGCGAGGCCUCGUCGGAGAAAGAGAAAGCGAAGGAGAAAGACAAAGAUGAAGGGAAAGAGGUGGACGGCAACAAGGCCACUGACCCCGAAGAGCUUUCCUCAUCACAAAAUGCAUCUCCCGGUCAAAAAACUGAAGGCAAAGACGAGAGCGACGUGAAAGAGGAGGAGAAGAAAGAGACAAGUGACGCUCCAGCCGCCACAACAGAGGAGAAAAAAGUACAGGAGGAGGGCAAAGAGGAGACAAAACAAACAACAAAGCAAGACACGGAGGUCAAAGAAGAGAAAUCAGACGCAGAAAAGUCAGGAGAGGAGAAGGACAAAGAAAAAGAAAAGCGAGAGGAGACGCCCACCGCAACGGAAACAACAGACGCCAAGGAUAAGAGCGAGGCUGCUGACAUGAAGAAAGAGGAGGUCAAAGGUGAAAAGGAUGCUGGGAAAGAACUCAAAGUAGCUAAGGAGGAGGUGCCCAAAGGUAACGGGAGACCUCCCAUUGAGCGACCCCGCUUCAUGUUCAACAUCGCUGAUGGAGGCUUCACUGAGCUGCACACUCUCUGGCAGAACGAGGAGCGGGCUGCCAUCUCCUCAGGGAAGAUGAACGAGAUCUGGCACCGUCGACACGACUUCUGGCUGCUGGCGGGAAUCGUGAUUCACGGCUACGCUCGGUGGCAGGACAUCCAAAAUGAUCCCCAGUUCGCCAUCGUCAACGAGCCUUUCAAGUCGCAGGCGAAUAAAGGCAACUUCCUGGAAAUGAAGAACAAGUUCCUGGCUCGGCGCUUCAAGCUGUUGGAGCAGGCGCUGGUGAUCGAGGAGCAACUGCGACGGGCGGCGUACCUGAACAUGACUCAGGACCCCAGCCACCCGGCCAUGGCGCUCAACGCACGCUUCACCGAGGUGGAGUGCCUGGCGGAGUCGCACCAGCACCUCAGCAAAGAGUCGCUGGCGGGCAACAAACCAGCCAACGCUGUCCUCCACAAAGUGCUGAACCAGUUGGAGGAGCUCCUGAGUGACAUGAAGGCCGACGUGACCCGGCUACCGGCCACGCUGUCCAGAGUCCCACCCAUCGCCGCCCGCCUGCAAAUGUCCGAGAGGAGCAUCCUCAGCAGACUGGCCAGCAAGGGCACCGAGACGCACACACCCCCGCCCAUCCCUCCAGGACCCUACGCCACCCCUCAGAACUACGGAGCACCCUUCACCCCCGCCCCCCCGAGCGCCCUACACAUGGGAGGGGCCAACUACAGUCAGAUGCCGCCUGGAUCCUUCAUAUCAGUUCUGAACGGGCCUCCCAUGUCUGUAAAGAAAGAGCGGGAAGUCGAGCUGCUAGUCAACCGACGGGAGCAGCGCAGCGGAGAGGUCAUCUGUAUCGACGACUAGACUACAUGCACACACACACGCACACACACACGCACAAAUACACACUCACACACACUGAAACCCAUCUGCUGCAAAAGGUAUCUCCAAUUCCUCUCUAAGAAAGUUGAGUUUCGGUGGUAAAAGCUCGUCAAAAUGCCACCUUUUUUUGAACCACACAUCCAGUAUUAAAAAUUACUGACUGACUGAGGGUGUACUUAUUGACUUAUUAUUGACUAGUGAUUGUAGUAGCUUCAGUUGACACACACAGACACACACACACAGAAAGAAAUGUACAUGUCUCCACUACACAAGUCUUCUAAACUUUUACUCCGCUGACUGGUACUCCCCAACCACACAUGCACAUGUGCACUUACUGUCCACGGACACACACACACAUAAACGCACUUACGCACUCACACACACAUACAUCUAAACACAGUCCAUAUUGUCUCAUAACUUCUUGUGACCUUUUCUUGUCUGCCUCAAACCAUUAUACUCCUCAUAAACGGCCUCUUCACACAGGCCGCCUCCUCCUCUAGGGAUGCUUCUAACCUCUACACACACAUAGAUACUUACUUUAAACACACACACACACACACAUACAACACUCACUUCACCUCAAUCCUACAACCUUUAGAUCUCAAUAUAUCCCUCCUCCUCCUCCUCCUUUCCCGGAUCCUUAAACUCUUGACAGGAAGCUGCAUGUGAAAUUAAACUCAUUUCUACCGCCACACUCCGCCCCCUGAAGCAUGCUCUAAUCACAAUAAUGCUGUCUCGUGGAAAGGAUAAAAAAAAAAGAGAGAAGAAGAAAGAAAAACUUGGUAUCAAGCUGUGCCUACAGUCAUUUCUAAUUCUCAGAGAGGCUGAAACCCCAAUUUUGUCAGUCCGAGCAGCUCCAAGCACAGCUCCAGCUUUUGUUUCGCUUAUUUCAAUGGUACAUGUUCAUAUAAACACACGCAGCGGGAUGUGAGACUCAUAUUCAGGACUUGUUUGACCACAUAAAGUAUUUGCCGCCAUCCUAUCCCUCCUGUCCCGAUGACGGUUGGUUAACGUUUGUGUACAGCUUUGAGGUAUUUUUUUGGGAGGGGCGUUUGUUCCAGAAAAGGUCUCGCGACAACGCUAUUUUUCAGAAACCUCCUAUGAAUGUUUAUAACCUUUCAUAAGCAAGUCAGUGUUAUUAAAACCUAUCGAUCACCCUGAACACCCCUCUCCCUUUUCCCCCUUCCUCUCAAUCAAUCUUUUCUCCUGUUUUAUGUUUUCCAAGUUUCUAUUUCUUUCUACAAAACUCCUGUGAUAUACUUUGCAUAUUUAAACAGCUCAUUCGUGUUCUCUUGUGUUUUUACUCUCUCGCGACUUAUGAGUAUUGUUGUCGUCGAUGUUGCUGUUGUUCUCGCUGUUGCUAUUCGAGAAAGAGCUUCUACCAAAAGAGACAUUUUUUUGUAACAAGGAACUAUGAAAAAUGAUACCGUAUGUGCGACACACGAUGCACCUCUUUGCAAUGUUUGUCCUAUAAUUACAAGAGAACGAAGAAGUUGAGCUAACUUCAGAAGUAGAUAUAUUACAAGAAAACUCAUUCUUCUUGCUUACAUUUUAGAUUUGGGGCUUGCAAAUGAUAUAUACAUAUAUAGAUCAUAGGCCAUAUGUAACCCUAAAUGCUUCCACGAGCAAAAAGAUAAUGUAUACUAUCUAACCCCAGUAAAAGUACUCGGUUAAUAUCUGGAAAAUCAGAGGCUGGAAGUCCAUUUUAUACACUGCAUCAUUAAAAAACGCCUUAAUUAACAUAGCUGAACAAAUGUAAAGUCAUCAAAGUGAAUUAAGAACCUGAUGUCAACCUGUAAAUCCUCGUCAGAUUAGUCCGUUUUAAGUUAAGAAUUUAAAAAAAAACAACAAAACAAGAUAGCUAGGAGUUAAUUUAGCUCAUAAACCCUGGAUAUUUUACACUGAUCUACCCAGGAAAUAGUCCGUUUUUAAAAAUUAUGUUUCAUACAAAAGUUUUGCAACCCCCGAACUAAAAUGUUUUGCGUCAAAAACAAGCACUUAGUUCUUUUUCCACUUUUAGUUUCGUCCUCUUUCCAGAAUUUUGUGUUGAUUUCUGGGUAUCUUGUGUCACUGUGUAUGUAGUGGUGCCGAUCAAAUGAUGAGUGGCAGUGAAAACAUGUCAAGGAUGACGCAUCUCCUUUUUUUCUUUCUUUUGUUUUGUUUGUAAUAAAACUGAAUGAAAUUAUAA
This is a messenger RNA of Thunnus maccoyii (southern bluefin tuna), 8800 nucleotides long. It is a transcript of the gene chd3, whose product is annotated as chromodomain helicase DNA binding protein 3. The coding region runs from base 379 to 6594 and encodes 2071 amino acids. Gene Ontology annotation, biological process: negative regulation of transcription by RNA polymerase II; chromatin remodeling. The record is from RefSeq and is a predicted model, not a curated record. The transcript is spliced from 40 exons. Gene Ontology annotation, molecular function: DNA binding; chromatin binding; ATP binding. Gene Ontology annotation, cellular component: nucleus; chromatin; NuRD complex. NCBI's taxonomy places the organism in Eukaryota, Metazoa, Chordata, Actinopteri, Scombriformes, Scombridae.